This is a messenger RNA of Arachis ipaensis, 3571 nucleotides long. Its product is annotated as receptor-like kinase TMK3. NCBI's taxonomy places the organism in Eukaryota, Viridiplantae, Streptophyta, Magnoliopsida, Fabales, Fabaceae. Gene Ontology annotation, molecular function: protein kinase activity; protein binding; ATP binding. The record is from RefSeq and is a predicted model, not a curated record. Gene Ontology annotation, biological process: protein phosphorylation.
UAAUUAUUUUUUAUUUUUUUUUUAAGGUCAGAGUUUAUAAAAAUGAUAAAAGGGUUUAGCGCCGGCUGAGGACUUAAUUGAGAUGCUUGUUAGUACCCUGGCUGCCAAUUGGCAUAUUAUUCCUCGUCUUCCCGUUCAAAUUCUAUCAUGUAUAGAUAAUUGUUGAGAGUGAUUCAUAUAACAGUUGGCAUCAUGAUGGUGAUGCAUUGAGCUUCAAUAUUGUAUCACAUUCAUAAGCUGUAAUUUUUUUUACUCGGUUCAUGUUUGAUAUAUCUUUACGUACACACUGUACUCAGCCAAGGCAGAAAGAAUCAUAACAAGUUUAUAUGAACAAGAGUAUAAGAUCAUCCAAGUUUGUUACUUGCUCUCUCCAAUGGCAUACCUGAAAUCAGAAUUCAAAAUUAUUAUUGGAUUUUAUACUCUUGUACUCUUGUUUUCUUCUUUCUUCAGGAUUUCUGUCCUUUCUGAUGAAGCUAGCAACGAAGGUGCAUACAUGCUGAAGCUUAUGAAUGCACUCAAACCCCCUGGCUGGUCCAACACCACCCAUAUGUGUCACUGGACUGGCGUGACUUGCAACAAUCCAAGUGGAAGGAUUGAAAAGAUCGAUCUCAGUUCAAAGUCUCUGACGGGAACAGUUCCUGCAGGCCUCAACGACUCACUCUCCCAACUCACAGUACUCGAUCUCUCCUACAAUAAUCUGAGUGGGCCUGUUCCCUCUCUCGCCAACCUCUCCUUCCUCCAGGAAGUGUACCUCCACAACAACAACUUCACCACCAUCCCUCAUGGUUGCUUCCAUGGUCUUACUAGUUUGCAGUACUUGAUCUUGAAUAACAACACCAACCUCAAACCAUGGAACUUUCCUACGGAUUUGACUGCUCACUCCCCUCAACUCAAUAUCCUCUACCUCUCUUCUACAAAUCUCAUGGGAUCCCUACCAAACAUAUCCCAUUUCUUCCCAACUAUGCGAGAUCUUGAUCUCUCUAACAACAACCUCUCCUCCAUCCCUGAGGGUUGCUUCCACAACCUAACCACUUUGUAUGGCCUCUUUUUGGCCAACAACACCAACCUCGCACCAUGGACCUUCCCCCUCGAUUUGACUCAUUCCUCAUUCAAACUCUCCGACCUCUUUCUCGAGGCUACAAAUCUAAUGGGAUCCCUACCAAACCUGUCUCAUUUUUUCCCCUACUUGAGAACCCUUUCUCUCUCCAACAACAACCUUACCUCCAUCCCCCAAGGUUGCUUCCAGGGUCUACCCUCUUUGACGUGGCUGUGGUUGCGAAACAACACCAACCUUGCACCAUGGACCUUCCCCGACUUGACUCACUCCACACAACUGAAAGAGCUCAAGCUUGCUGCUACAAAUGUCAUGGGCCCUCUACCAGAAAUAUUUGACUCCUUGACAAGUUUGGAGACUCUUCUUCUCUCCAACAACAGCCUCACUGGUGUCUUGCCUGAGUCUUUUGGAAGGUCCAAGAUUACCACAUUGCACCUCAACGACCAGAAGGGCAAAGGAUUUUCAGGUACAAUGGAUGUUGUUUCAAAUAUGAUCGAUUUGUCUGAAGCGUGGCUUCAGGGGAACUCCUUCGGUGGAUAUAUCCCUGACAUGUCUCGUUGUACCGCCUUACAAGAUUUACGACUUGCGCACAAUCGGUUUACAGGUGUGAUUCCAGAUUCUCUGAUAAAUCUCAGUAGCAGGAACCUGCAAACUGUUACUUUGAACAACAACUUUUUUCAGGGCCCUAUGCCUACUUUUUUCGGAGCUUCUGACACUAAUAACACCGCCAAUGCCUUUUGUCGAGACAACUUUGAUCCUUGUGAUGAGAGAGUUACCAUUUUGCUUGAAAUUGCAUCUGCAUUUGGAUAUCCUUAUUUGUUGGCCAGUUCAUGGCGAGGAAAUAAUCCAUGUCAUAAUUGGAGUUUUGUUGCAUGUACUGCGACUAUGAUUACAACCGUGAAUUUCACAAGGCAGAAUUUGACAGGAACUAUCUCGGGUGCGUUUGGUAAAUUAACUCAUUUGGAAAACUUGUAUCUAAGUGGUAACAAUUUAAGCGGUUCAAUACCUGAAAACUUCACAUCUCUUCAUCAACUCAACAAUCUCGAUGUCUCCAACAACAACUUAUCAGGAAAAGUUCCCGAUUUCUCACGUCGGGUAAACCUGAAUACUGAAGGUAAUCCUUCGUUCGAGAGAAGCAAUCCUUCGCCUGAGGGAAGAAAUCCUUCGCACAAGAGAAGAAAUCCACCUGCUUGGAUCAAAGGCGCAAUAGCAGCAGCAGCAGGUAUUGGAGGUCUUGUUUUCUUGGUUAUAAUUAUUUGUAACCGGAAGAGGUGUCUUAGCUUCUUACAAUGGAUUUUGUGGAAGAAAACAGGACCAUUUAUUGAUAAUGAAUUUGAAGAAUUUAUGAAAACUUAUGGAUCUUUGAUGUUAAAGAGAUAUAAUUAUUCUGAAGUGAAAAAGAUGACAAAUUCAUUUCAUGAUAAAUUAGGAAAGGGAGGAUAUGGCAUUGUAUACAAAGCAUGCUUAAGUGAUGGUCGUCUAGUGGCAGUGAAGGUAUUAACCGAAUCCAGCGGAAGUGGGGAGGAAUUCCUAAAUGAGGUAGCUAGUAUUGGAAGAACAUCUCAUGUGAACAUUGUUUCGCUUUUGGGAUUUUGUUAUGAGAAGUAUAAAAGGGCACUCAUUUACGAAUUCAUGCCAAAUGGUUCUUUGGAUAAGUUCAUCUACAAACAAGAAUCGUCAAAUGCUAUUUGUAAUACGGAUUGGAACACCCUGUUUCAAAUUACAAUUGGUAUUGCACGAGGAUUAGAAUAUUUGUAUCGAGGUUGUAAUACAAGAAUUUUGCAUCUCGAUAUUAAGCCUCAAAAUAUUCUGUUAGAUGAAGAUUUUUGUCCGAAGAUCGCUGAUUUUGGAUUGGCAAAAAUUUGCAAGAAGAAGGAGAGUAUCGUAUCUAUAAUAGGUACAAGAGGAACUCCUGGAUACAUUGCACCAGAAGUAUUUAGUCGAACCUUUGGUAAAGUUUCUCAUAAAUCUGAUGUGUACAGUUAUGGUAUGUUGAUUCUUGAAUUGGUGGGAGGCAAAAAGAACUACAACACCAGUGGAUCACUUACUAGUGAGAUGUAUUUUCCAGAUUGGAUUUACAAGGAUCUCGAGCAAAAUACACUUGGACGAGGUUUGCCCACUACAGAAGAAGAAAAUGAUAUGAUAAAGAAAAUUACUUUGGUGAGUUUAUGGUGUAUUCAAACAAAUCCAUCAGAUAGACCAUCAAUAGAUAAAGUAAUAGAGAUGUUAGAAGGGCCACUUGAAUUAGUGUCAUAUCCUCCAAAACCUGUAUUAUAUUCUCUAAAAGUAUCUAUCUCACAGCUUUCACGGAUCUCCUAUAGCAGUACAGAUGAGGAGGAUCCUGAAAUUGUUGAGGAGAUUGUUUCCAUCAAAUAAAAUGAGUUAACAUGUGUAGUGUAAUUAUACUGUAAGUUAUAUUCUCACUUAGAUUGUAAUUGUGUAUGUCUUUCCCUCUUAUGAGGCAUACAUGAAAAUAUGCUUUAAUUUUCAUACUGGGCGGAAAGUGUAAUUAAAUAC